Botrytis sinoallii is the source of this 321-nucleotide messenger RNA. RefSeq lists its product as uncharacterized. Gene Ontology annotation, molecular function: translation initiation factor binding; nucleotide binding. The record is from RefSeq and is a predicted model, not a curated record. Gene Ontology annotation, biological process: mRNA export from nucleus in response to heat stress; positive regulation of translational initiation; transcription initiation at RNA polymerase II promoter. Lineage: Eukaryota; Fungi; Ascomycota; Leotiomycetes; Helotiales; Sclerotiniaceae. Gene Ontology annotation, cellular component: P-body; RNA polymerase II, core complex. The coding region runs from base 1 to 321 and encodes 106 amino acids. The transcript has 2 exons.
AUGGCAGCACCUGCCCCUACAUCUCGCUCUCGCGCUCCUCCAGCAGGUGACGAAGAAGCAUCCACCGUUCUGAAGCUCGGAGAAUUCCAAGAUGUAGAUGCACUUACUCAUUCUGAAGCCGCACUCGUUAUCAACGCGCUUGUCGCAAAGCGUCGUGGUGAUCGCAAGAAUGUUAAUGAGACUGAGAUCUUGAGCUCAUUAUGUUGCGACACGGCCGAUGAAGCGAAGACUUUGAUACCCAGUUUACAAGACAAAAUCAGCGAUGACGAUUUGACAGAGUUAUUGGAUGAAAUCACAAAGUUGAUGGGAUUUACGAAUUAA